This is a messenger RNA of Plasmodium berghei ANKA, 765 nucleotides long. Its product is annotated as apicortin, putative. The record is from RefSeq and is a predicted model, not a curated record. NCBI's taxonomy places the organism in Eukaryota, Apicomplexa, Aconoidasida, Haemosporida, Plasmodiidae. The transcript has a single exon. Gene Ontology annotation, biological process: intracellular signal transduction. Bases 1 to 765 code for a protein of 254 amino acids.
AUGAAUAAAAUUUUAUUCCCUGAAAUAUUUCCAGAUAUCGAAGAAAAUAAAUUUGUUCCAAUUCAAAAAUAUUUUUCAAGCCCAAAAGAUAUAUUCUUAACUGAUUUUAUAAAUAAUAAUGAAGAUAAUAGUCUCAAAAGUAUUAACAAUAAUAUGCUACAUGAAAAAAAAAGAAACAAACAAUAUAAAAGUGUAUUUGAACGUUUAACAGACCAAAACUUUUAUACAGGAACUCAUAAAAAAAAAUUCGAGGCAUUGGUAAAAUGUAAAUUGAAUGAACAGGAUAUGGAUAAUUAUUUGUCUAUAAAUUUAGAAAUGCAUACAAAUAUAAAAAAUGAAAACAUGAUUUCUCAAUAUUCUUUUUCUUCUAUUGGAAUAAAUCAAUUCGAAAAUGGAAAGAAAAAAAAAAAAAAAGAAAAAAAUUUAGUAGUUACCCCAGGAAUACUUGGUAUACAAAAAUAUGGAAUUCAAAUUGCUCGCCCCAAAAGUAUUUGGCUAUAUCGAAAUGGAGAUAAACAUCAUAAUGGCUUACUUUUCUUUAUUAAGUCCCAUAUAAAUAAUUUUAAAUUGUUAUUGUUCGAAAUUACAAAAGUAUUAAAUCCUAUCAUUGGGCCCAUACGGAAAAUAUAUGAUCAAAAUUUUAGACUCAUAAAAAAUAUACAACAACUCAACGAUGGUUCCAAAUAUUUAUGCACCUCAGGCGACCCACCAGCAUCCAUAGACCAUCUUGGAAAGUUCAAAUCCAAGUGGGUUAUACAAGGGUAG